Molecule: messenger RNA, 2121 nt
Organism: Folsomia candida
Lineage: Eukaryota; Metazoa; Arthropoda; Collembola; Entomobryomorpha; Isotomidae
Product: transforming growth factor-beta-induced protein ig-h3
Exons: 13
Coding region: 71-2029 (652 amino acids)
Biological process (GO): extracellular matrix organization; cell adhesion
Cellular component (GO): extracellular matrix
Molecular function (GO): cell adhesion molecule binding
Source: RefSeq, a predicted model, not a curated record
AAAGUUGCUCUCUCGUUCAGUCAUCGUUGCGCUGUGAAAGUGGUCACAGACGAUAAGAUAAGGCGAUAAGAUGCGGUCUCUCGUCAUGCUGCCGUCCUUGUGUCUCCUCCUCUGCCUCGUCACAUUUCAAAUCGACGCUAAACCAAAGAUCCCUUGGUGGCAGCUUAAAGUCACCAGGGCCCAAGGACCCAACGCCUGCAUCGUGGAAGAAAUCCCAGACCUUGGGAAAAAGUAUUACACGGAAUGCAAGUACUGGCCAGAACGGAAAGUUUGUGGGCGUGACACCGUGAUCCGAUACGAAUGUUGCGAAGGGUACAAGCAGCGUCAGGGAGAAGAGGGAUGCACGGGAGUCAAGCCACUCAAGAACGUGCUGGAAACGGCACGAGAUUUGGGCGCUACGCGAUUCGUGAAUUACUUGGAAGAAUCAGGCCUCGGUCGUGAGCUGGCCCAAGAGGGCACCUUCACGCUCUUUGCCCCCGUGGACGCCGGCUUCGAGGGCUACUACGGGAAUUCAGUGGCCACCAAGAUCCAGUCGUUCAGAAACUCGGGCUACAACCCGGUGCUCAAUUACCACGUGUCGGAGAGGAAACUCCCCUCGAAAGACUUUUCCGGAAACACUGAACUCAACUCCAUGCAUGAAAACAGAACUCUGAGAAUUAGCAAAUAUUCAACCGGGAUGGAAGCCGUAAACUGCGUCCUCAUUUCACGCAAGGACCAAGAAGCGUCGAACGGAAUUGUGCAUAUGAUAGAUUCUCCUCUCGAUCCAACCCUGUGGAUGCAGCAGGAUGUAGUCCAAGUCAUUGCUCAGGAUGGACGCUUCGCCAAAAUGUCGCAGGCCAUCCAGCGUUGCGGUUUUGCUUCGCGGCUACGCGAGAUUGGGAAAACCUUCACCGUUUUAGCCCCCAGUGACGAGGCUUUUCUUAAAAUUCCACCUGCACGAUUCGAAAAGAUGGUCAACGAUCGGGCAUCCUGCAUCGCACUACUUGAAAACCACGUGGUUCCACACGUAAUGUGUACACCAGUGAUUACGGAAGAGUACAAGGCACGCUCCAUUUCCCCGUCGGGUCGUCUGACCUUUGACUGCGACGAGAAGGGUCAUUCAGUGGAAGGGAAGAAACUCAGCGGAGAAUUCAUCCUGGGCCAGAAUGGGAUCGUUUACAUGGUGGACGAUGUUCUCAUCCCGGACAGAGCUCGCACGCUUCUCGAACUUGCUGAAUCUCGAGGAAUGACGACUUUCGUCCAUCUCGUCCGCGUGGCAGGAUUGGAAGACACGUUCAACACUUUUGGAGACUACACGCUCUUUGCUCCCAGCGAGUCUGCAUUUUUAGAAAUGGACGGUGAAUUGUUGGAGGAAGCGCGACGGAACUCGGACUUGGCUCGAAGCAUCAUUCUCUACCACGCCACCCAGAGUCGCAUACUCUCAAACACCAUCAAGAACAACCAGAACGUCAUGUCUCUGGAUGAAGAGAAUCCUCUCCGCCUCAUCGUCUACCGGAAGUCGUACGGAGUGGAGGACGCCGUGAUGGAGAAGACGGAUUUGGAGUGCAUGAACGGAGUGAUGCACAUCGUGAACAAAGUCCUCUUCCCGGCUACGCAAUCCGCAGGAGAUAUUCUGCGAAAGAGUGCAAAUUACUCGAUGUUUUUGGAGGCGAUGGAGAAGGUCAUGAUGUCCGAGCCGAGUGCGAUCGACCUUCGCAAGACGCAGGAGAACUCUCACUACACAUUCUUCGUCCCCAACGAUGACGCCUUCAGAACGCUCGGAGCUGCUCGCCUGCGCCGCAUGCAGAGCGACUCCACAUACUUGACAAAGGUCAUCAAGAAUCACGUCUCGUCUUCCAUGAUGGCCUCCAAUUCGUUCCGACCCGACCUCACAUAUGACCUCCCCACGCGACAAAAUGCACUCGGUGUGUGUCAACGGAAUGGAAAAAUAAAGGUGAACGAUGCCAACGUGUUGAAACGAGACAUUACCAGCUCCAACGGAAUUAUUCAUGUCAUUGACAAAAUCAUGCUGCCAGAAAACGACUACUAAAUAAUCGCAUAAUCGCUACUAUUUAAUUAACAUGCUUUUUGAUGCUGAGAUUCCUUAUUAUUAAUAAAAAAAAUGCUUCAAACUGAACAAUA